AUGAACAGUGAAUUCUGGAACGAGCAGGCCGGCGACGACGAAAUGGCAUUUUUGACGUUUCCAGAAAACCCGCCGUCGUCGCGUCCUGCGCCACUACAGCCGACUGCGUCCCAGGCCCAAAGGCCGGGCGAGGCGUUCAACCCUAACGACGAGACGAUGUCUGGGGGCACCAUGUCUUCCUUUUCACCGCAGGUGUUUGAGAACAAUUCAGGCGCUCAAUUGGAGCAGCAGCGUGUGGUUCCAUCUCAACCACCGACGCAGAGCCCGUUUGAAGCGUCUGUGCCGGCACCAACGCCGCCUGCUCAGCAGUAUCAACAACCCCGUCCCGUGCCUUCCCACAGUAACAGUCCGAACGCCAACACUCCGCAGCAGCGCCAGAUGCAGAUUCAGAUGCAGCAGCAGCACAAUUUUAUGUGUCUCCUGGAAGAGUUUAUGAAUCGCAACAAUACUCCCCUGGCGGAGAGGUAUCCUGUGAUUGGGGGCAAGAAAAUGAACCUGUUUCUAAUUUACGCCGUGAUGGUGAAGUUUGGCGGGUUCAACAACGUGCUCAGGUCCAAGAAGAUUGUGCCUGUGGCCAGCAAGUUUGGAAUUCCGCCCGACAACAACCAGCUGCUGCGCGAGUUUGUCCAGAUGUACCACAAAUGUCUGCUUCCGUUCGAGCUGUAUGCCAACACGCCGGAGGGGAUGAAGGAGCUAUCGAUGCGAAAAAAACAGCUUGAGCAGCAGAUGCAGUCCAAGCAAGCCACGCCCACCAGUACCAGUCACCAAACGCCGCCUGUUUUCAAUGCUCCGACGCCCGCAUCGGUCCAGGAGACAAAAUUCACUCCAGGGGAACAGCGUGCGAGCGAGCCGUCGCCUGCUACUGCAGAGUCGCGCCACACAACGCCGCAGCCGAACGCGAACUUUGUUCCCGACUUUAUUCGCAAUUACGUGCCGCACCAACGACUGCUCGACAAGGUGGGGGGUCACGAUUUGAAGGCGUUGUCUGCCUUUGGCGAGCAGAUUGACCAUUUGAAGCCUGUGUUUCUGUUUGUGCCAGAACUUGGCAAGAUUGACCUGAACGCGCUCUCGUUGUCGCUGACGUCCAAUAUCGACGCGGAGGUGAAUCUUGCGCUGAACGUUCUGCUUAUCGUUACGUCGGACCCAAACCUCGUCGUGCCGCUCGGCGAGUGCAUGAGCCUGCUUGAGGCGCUUGCCAGCGUCGGCACUGACAUCCUGGACAUGCUAGUCUCAGGCAAUUUGACCAAACGCAAAGGUGGGUUCGAAGACGUGCGCCCGGAAUAUUUCAAGCCAAACAAGAUAGACGAGGUUUUCCAAAAGUAUAGCGGCCGACUGAAGGGAGAUAAGGACAUUGAGGUGUUGGUUGACUCGUUCACGUCGAAGGAGGUGGACGACGAGAGCCAGGAUCUGGAGGUCGAGGAGUCCGACGCAGAUGUUGUGUUUGAGGAGCCGCCGCGCGUCGACACGCCGGCGUCGGACGUGGACGAGAGACCGUUGGCACCGUUUGCUCUGCCGUCGUACGUGGAGCUGCUUGAAGCUGCACGCACAGAGGCGGACGACUUUUCGGGCCGCGUUUAUGCCAAAACGUUCCUAGACCGGCGACUGAUGUUGGUCGAGGAGCUCAACACAGUGUCGAUGAUUUUGCGCAACUUGUCGUUUGUGAGCAAUCCUCAGGGCGUCUCAAACAAUAACCUCAUGGCGGCUAACACGUCGCUGCUGAACUUUAUCUACGCACUCAUAACAUCGCUGGGCACGUCCGAAGGGUUUGUGUUUGCACGGAAAAAAAUGCAUCUGAUGAAAGACACACUGAUGACCUUGACCAACAUUUCGCACGCAAUCGAGCUGCGCUCGACAAAGGAGGCUUUCCUGGUUCUUGCGCUGUGUCUCGCGUUUGGCGUUCCACUGGACCCGGAGGACGAAAAAGCCGGGUUCUACGUGCCCAAGUUCGAUGCCGGCAAGGGCAAGUACCAGCUGCACGCGAUCGACGUGCUCACCAAGGUGCUGUGCGGGUCGCUGAACAACAAAAAGAUGAUGUCGUCCGUGCUAGCGCGCGAGAACCUGGACCCGGAGAUGAACUCGCUGAUGCAGACGUACGACCAGGGCAAGAACGGUGACCUGGUGGUGCGGACGAUGGGUUUCUUCGUUUCUGCGCUGCCGCUGCACGUGAUUUAUGAGGGCAUCGAGCGGUUCAACGACAAGCUGCCAUCAUGUCUGGAGCUGCUGCUGGGCAGUAUCUUUGUGGCGGAGGUGAUUGAGGACGCGCAGUUCUCGCGCAACGUGGCUCUGCGGCUGCUCGGCUCGCCCGAGCUCGUGGGGACUAACCUGUUCAAGCUUGCGUUCAUCUUUGCGGCCAUCUACGCCAAGACCAACCACGAGAACAAACUGAUGUACAUCCACAUUUCGGGCAAGAGCAUGGAGCUGGUGAAUGUGCUACUGCGCACAGCGGUGGGGUAUGCCAUCUCGGCGGGGGCCAGAGACGAGCUGCAGACACUGUUUUCGGUGUCGAAGCUGUUUCCGGCGGACGAGUCCAUUCUCGGCGCGCUCAUGACGCCGUCGUUACCGCCUGAUAUCUCAGUGCAGGCGGUGGAGUCGGCAAAGCUACUGGUGCGAUUACAGGAUGCUCUAAGUAACUAA
Molecule: messenger RNA, 2634 nt
Organism: Ogataea parapolymorpha DL-1
Lineage: Eukaryota; Fungi; Ascomycota; Pichiomycetes; Pichiales; Pichiaceae
Product: SWI/SNF chromatin-remodeling complex subunit SWI1
Exons: 1
Coding region: 1-2634 (877 amino acids)
Biological process (GO): regulation of transcription by RNA polymerase II
Cellular component (GO): nucleus
Molecular function (GO): transcription cis-regulatory region binding
Source: RefSeq, a predicted model, not a curated record